ACGGCCUGAGGGGUAGGAAGUGUCGUGCCGCCGCUCUCCCACUCGCUGUCUCUCGCGCUCCCGGUGCACUCGUGUUUGUCGUCUUCGAGGCCGGUAUUUCGUGCGGACACUGUGUGACAUGAAGGGACUUGCACGUCGUUCCCAAACACGUCAGUGAGAAGCCGUUUUAAGCGUGACUAAGGCCCUCGGCGUAGUGACGUCAAACUUCCUGUUAUACAACUUCACUCUGCUGUUUCUGAAUCCGUAGCCGAGACCUUCCGCCAUGGACUACUCGACGGGAAUGGGCGGCAUAGGCAGCAUGGACCCGGAGAUGGACAUCUUCACAUCCACCAAACUCGCCGUGGCCACCGAGGACGACACGACCGCCCAGACCGACGAGGAGAUCAACGCCCUCUUGGCCAACUUCACGACGUCGCUGCCCACCUUGGCUCCCGACGGGUCCUUGGGGUUAGACCGGGCCGACUACCCGAAGAACAUGCUCGGGUUCACGGCGGCGUGUGCGUUCAUCCUCGCUGUGAUCGGCACGUUCGGCAACUUACUGACAAUCAUAGCACUGCCUAUGAGUAAGAAACUACGUACCACAGCCACCGCCUUUGUGGUGAACCUUGCUGUAGUAGAACUCCUCUUCUGCGUGUUCAUCCUACCCAUGUCCGGUGCACAGUACUUGGUUCUUCAGCACACCGAAGAAUCACUCCUUAGUAACAGAGAUUGCAUAUUCUUCGCUGUUACUCGCUACACACUUACCCAAGUGGAGCUACAGACUAUACUGGCCAUCGCUCUUACCAGAGCUCUAGCUGUGUCGUUACCCCGCCUCUACGCCAUAAUCAACCGACCUGUUAUCAUGGGAUGCUACAUCACUGGUAUCUGGAUCUACUCUUUCCUGCUCAAGAUGCCGACCGCCUUUGGGCUUCUGGGUAAUUACACCUUCAACUCUCAGACCAUGGAGUGUGACAUGAGUAACAAGAACAAGAAGUCACGUCUCAUCAUGAUUCUAAUCGAGGCCGUUAUACCUGUUCUCACCAUUAUCAUCUUGUACAUCUUCGUGUUCGUUAUGGUCAUCAGGAGAGCACUGAUGAGGAAAAAAAAGUUCAGCACCGUGUUGCCACCUCCUCCGCAGGUUAAGCUGAGCACCGCCCGUGUCAACCGCGCCUCCAGCAGGGGCAAGGUGCCACCGGCUGCCUCCUCCACCACCUCCGCCUCCUCCACCUCCGGCCCGAACCAGCGAAAGGGAUCGAACUCCAGUUUCAGAAGCCUCAAGAAGAUGGUUUCCGAAUCCAAUCUCCGAGCUCGUUUCGUCCGUGCAGCCAGACACUUGAACGGUAGGCGCACCCACCAGUCUUCCACGGUGAGCCAGCGCCUCAGCACCAGCCGCCGAGACAUGCGCGUCGCCCGCACCAUCUUCAUCAUCUUCGUGCUGGUGCUGGUGUGCAGCGUGCCCGUCAUGAUGAUCCACAUCCUCGACCCGCAGGUGAAGCACCCCGUGAGGUUCCUCUUCCUGCACAUCCUGUACUGGAUCCAGUACUGCCUCAACUUGGUAGUUUACGUGCUCAUGAACCGCCAGUACCGCGACGCGUACGUCGAGUGCCUGGCGAGGGUGUUCCCGCGCUUCAAGCAGCACCACGGCCGCAGGUUCUUCUGGGAAAAAGCGAGCAUCUCCUCCAAGCCGCCGCAUGCCAAUACCUCCACCCGGCCGCGCCUCGACUCGGCCGGCAACCCCGGGGACUCCAUUGUCUCGUGCGACGGCGACCCGCCGUCGACCGCAGGAGGACAGCCCGGGGCCAUCGCUCCUCAGGGAAGGCUCUCGGCCAUUCCGGAGGGCCACAGCAGCUCGGCCGCCAACGACAGCGUCUUCUCAGACCCGCACAAGAAGGAUUCCAAGGACGAGGAAGCCGGCAAGAGGGGCGGCGAGGAGAGCAGCGGCGAGAGCGAGGACGAGGGCGAGGAGCAGCGCGCCCUCGUGGACAGGGAGCACUGGCUCAGCAAGAACGGCUCCACCGCCGACCGCCUGCCCGAGAGCGAGUGCAAAGUGUAAUGCGAGUGGCGGACGAUUCCAUUUAUUUACUCAUAAGGAUUUGCAAGUGGAAUUUCGUCUCUUUGGAGACAUGGCAUUGUCGGUAGUGAAUGAUGUACCUUUUUCUUACAGUUUGUCAGCUACCAGACAGAAUAAUUAUAAUGGUAUUACUAGUAUAGUUGUCAGCGUUGUGGGCUACUGAUGGUCCCAGCGAAAGAGUAUUCACCGCAGUUAUUAUCAUCUCUUAUAAGUAAGAGAAUCUCAGAUUUUUAUGGUUAUUAUUUUAUAUUACAAAGCGUAGUUCCUUGUGCCAAAACACCUAUAGUCCAGCUGCUUGCCAACAGCUUCUGUAGGAGCCAAAAAACACAAAGUAUGCUAGUUUGUGUACCUCAUCGAUGUGUAUCUCAGUGUGACUCACACUGAUUUAUGCUUUAUCAGUAUAAUUGGCAAAUCGAGCUGUCUCAGUGUAACUCAUACUGUCAUAACGAGAACCCCACCGCGCCAGUGUGAUUCGUCGCCGUGUCAGUAUAUAAAAUACAGUGUCACUGUAACUCAUUGUAACCAGCAUAAAAGCGGUGCGUACCAUGGAACAAACUGAAGAAACUCAUGAACAUCGAAUUUACCCAUAAUUGAUGUGUUGUGAAGAGCAAGUGUUGUGACGUAACAUAAAUUUCCUCUCGGCAUACGUGCAGGCCGCCAAGAAUCGGUUCACGGCCAUGCUGAUGCUCCACCGUUUUCAUAGUGAUCGCCUACUCCCCCUUUGGCAUUGGCGAUCAGUUCCCUGGUCGAUAACACUGCUUGCGAAUCGCUUGGUUGUUCGCCAGAAAUAGUUGUUCCCCUCGUCGUGUAACAUCAGUGAGUUUAAGAGAUGAUAUUGCGGUAAUUAAUCUUGGGUAUAUCUCUUUAAUGGCAUUUGGAAGUACUUAACAUCCGUAGGGGAAUGUGUGUGUGUGUGUGUGUGCAAUACAAGUGUAUUUCCUUCUCUUCGCUUAUAAUACAAUGAAUUCAGGGCCAUGAAGUGAAGGUACUAAAACUGAUUUGUACCUGGAAUUAUCUUAAGAAAUGAAGCGGAAGCAUUACCUUGUAUUGGGGAAUCUCCGCUCUAAAUUUCCUGUUAGGGCAUAUAUUUUCUAAAACGUUGAAUUAUUAAAUUACGUAUUAAGGCAUACAUUUUUUUCUAAAAUUUGAAUGAUUAAAUUAGGUCUUAAGACAUACAUUUUUUUAUUUGAUUCAUUGUUAUUUUAAGAAGACAUUAUCUUCCCAAGCUUCCCUAUUUUUAUACUGGAAAGAAACACUUUGUGAACGUUUACGAAUGUAUGUUUUAAAACAGCGUUAAAAACGUUUCUGUUCCUCGUCUUAUGAGGCGUUUAAGUCCCAAGGUUAGUGUACAGAGCUCAUGCGGUGUGUUAAUUAGGUCUAAGAUACUCCCCGCGGGUGUACAGAGACACAUAUUUAUUUUUUGAUUAAAGAAUAAGGCAAACACAUUGUUUACUAUGAGAUAUUUUAAUGAAAAUAUUAUGUCAGAAAAAAGGGAUACUGUAGUAAUGUAAGGAGGUCUAAUACAGAAUAUAUGUAAGACAUGUACAUACACAUAUGCAUAUAUAUAUGUGUGUGUGUGUGUGUGUGUGUGUGUGUGUGUGUGUGUGUGUGUGUGUGUGUGUGUGUGUGUGUGUGUGUGUGUGUGUGUGUAUGUGUGUGUGGAUAUGUGCAUAUGUAUGAAUUCAAGAAGUACUUAAGGCUAAUAUCUAUUGGCUAUACUGAUGAUAAUUUAAGUGAAUAUGUCUUGUAUAUUUGGAUGUAUGAUAUGCGUUGUAAGUGCCUAUGACACUGGAGAGUUUUCGUAGCUUGUAAAUGUGUAUAUGUAUGCAUAUGCAUGGAUGUGUAUUCAUACAUAUGCAAAUGUAUAUGUGUGUGUGUGUGUGUGUGUGUGUGUGUGUGUGUGUGUGUGUGUGUGUGUGUGUGUGUGUGUGUGUGUGUGUGUGUGUGUGUGUGUGUGUGUGCCUCCAGUCUAGAGUACUUAUGAAAAUAUAUCUGAAGCCCUUAAUCCCAAGGCUUCUCGUAUCCAGAAUGUAGCAUCAUGUGUCAUGCUAUAUCGGCUCUCCAUUUCCAUUUCAAAUUCGCAGUUUAGCGGCCGACGAAUGACAAGGUCCAUUUGCUGAACCAGAGUACUUCGUAUGAGAGAGAAAACUAGUCUGGAUGUGUUGUAUUCCAGGAAUUCCAUGAUCGCUGGACCGCCCACGCAUAGCUAUACCUGUUGCAGUUCCCGCUACUUGUUUUGUUGAAGGAUGUGAUACUAAAACGAGUGUAUCAAUCACAAGGAGAGGAAAUACAUUACAAACAAAGAAACUAGCUAAAACAAACACAGCUUUCUUUCUCGAAACGUGAUUUCAAAGACAGCAAAAUAAGCUGUGAUGGCAUAGUUAUCGUUUGGUACACAGAGCUUAACCGUCCUCAAUGGCGCAAGGUGACGCCUAGAACGUAUUCACUUUACUCGAAUGCUGGACUCUUGGCAUCCGGACUCAACUGGCUAAGAUCGAUUGGAAAAAAAUCUUUAAUAACAGCGUAAACAUUACCUCAGGUAUAGUUUUCUGCUUUGUAAAGCAAUGUACAUUUAUCCCUGUUUUAUGUAUCUUCAGGUAAAGAAAGAAAUACAAGAGGAACGUAAAUUAAAGACAAUAUAACAACAACAGAAAGAUUUCAAGGUGUGAAGAUAGCUCAAACUAAAAUACAUAUAGACGAGUUAUAAAGUUCGGGAUUAAGUAGAUGUAUUAAAUGGAUCAUUUUCAUACACGGGUCUUCCUACAGUCUAUAUGAAAAGCCAGUGACCAAAACGUCCGAAAAUCCGUGUUCAAGAAGUCCAGUGGUUCGAGUGUCUAGCGAUCCCUUAGCGCUCCUCCAUCCAUGGCUGUUUCUCAAUCACAAACUCUUAAUUUUGAUGUUUCAUUAAGGAAGGACGGGUAUCCUUAAGUUCAGUCUGCGAGAUUGUCGAAGAUUCUUCAAUGCGAUAAGAAUUCAGAUUAUCUAAGGAGAGAUAAGAAAUAGGGUGUGGUAUAGGGAGACAAAUAUGUCUAGGUUUUGGGACCCAAUUUCUGGUUUAAAGUAGGUGUGUGUGAAGCCUUGUAUAUACCGGCAGAAAGACAUGGAGGUGUGCGUUUUCUAUAAGAUAUGAAUUUGAUGGUGCUUGCAUGUAAUGAGUACAUAUAGAAACAUUCAAGUGAAUCCUUGAACAGUAGGACAUAAACACAAACACAAAUUCUACACCGACACACCUUUUUUGUAUAUAUCUCAAGGGUUUUACUCAGUACGAAGCAAACAUUUAACCGAACAGUAGCACAGGCCUUGUAGGACAGUUAAAAGGGUAUAUUAAGCAAAUCUAUUUCUUCGGACAUUCAGCUCUCUAAUCUAACUUCCUCUUGCUUAAGCUUAGUCUCUUUAGGCACUUCAUAGAAAGGUACAUGGAAGCUUUCCCUCACGUUCUCUGCAACUUCACCAGGACUUCAUCGCUCUCCCAGUCUUAAACCGAAGGAGACUGAACAGACUUCAUCGAACCUUUUCUUACACACUACGUACAGCUCCCUUUGGGUAUUUACUCUUUUACCUCUCUUUAUUCUCUUCCACCUUUCUACCAUUCCUUAUUUCUCAUACACCCACUCGUUUAUUUCUCUUUAUGCCCUUGCAACCAAUCUUUAUCUCUAUUCUCCACCCUCCCUCUCUUCCAAUCUUCCGUUAACUCUUUAUCUCUAAUUCCCCCUUUUUUCUUCCAGUCUUCCGUCAACACACGCACUCAGACACACUGCCGUAGUUUCUGUAAAAAAUCAAACAGCUCUUUCACUUACUUCCCGUUAGAGCGUUAAAUAAAAAUACAUGCAUAAGCAACACUGUUUGGCUGAUAAUGUGCUCUUUAAAGUGAUGUUGUAAUGAUCAUAAUAUUCUGAUUCAGAUGUGAUACUUUCAUAGCAGAUGUACUGUUUUAUAUGUUUUAUAUAUGUUUGAGUCUAUGUAUGUAUAUAUGCUUAAUAUAUGUGUGUAUAUAUAUAUACAUACAUGUAUGUGUAU
This is a messenger RNA of Penaeus indicus, 6067 nucleotides long. Its product is annotated as G-protein coupled receptor moody-like. The transcript has 10 exons. NCBI's taxonomy places the organism in Eukaryota, Metazoa, Arthropoda, Malacostraca, Decapoda, Penaeidae. Gene Ontology annotation, molecular function: G protein-coupled receptor activity. Bases 263 to 2032 code for a protein of 589 amino acids. Gene Ontology annotation, biological process: G protein-coupled receptor signaling pathway. The record is from RefSeq and is a predicted model, not a curated record. Gene Ontology annotation, cellular component: membrane.